Camellia sinensis is the source of this 3178-nucleotide messenger RNA. RefSeq lists its product as uncharacterized. Gene Ontology annotation, biological process: transmembrane transport. Gene Ontology annotation, cellular component: membrane. Gene Ontology annotation, molecular function: transmembrane transporter activity; protein binding. NCBI's taxonomy places the organism in Eukaryota, Viridiplantae, Streptophyta, Magnoliopsida, Ericales, Theaceae. The record is from RefSeq and is a predicted model, not a curated record.
AAAUUAAAUUCACCAACCGCAUCUCAUAAACCCUAGAACUGGAAGGAGGAGAAGAGCAAUGUCGAACAACGAUUCCAAUCUAACAAUGGCGACAUUCAAUCUCCCUUUCGACGUAACCAUUGACAUCUUCUCAAGAUUACCGGUGAAGUCUCUCUUUCGAUUCACCUCCGUAUGCAAAUCCUGGUACGCUCUAAUCAAGACCCCUAAUUUCAUUUCCAAACACCUCACUCACUUCACUCUAAACCCUAAUUUCCCUUUCACCUCUCUCCUCGUAUCUACAAAGUCCAAAGGCUAUGGCAUGUCCUUGUUUUUCAACGAUGAAUUUGAUAGACCCAUCGAUCUCGAUUUCCCAUUUUUGACCCAGGAAUCUGAUCCAGACAUUGUGGGUAUCUGUAAUGGUCUAGUUUGUAUCAGUGUAUCUCAAUUUGGGAAACCCUUGUUUCUCUGUAACCCUGCAACCAAACAGUUUCGUCGAAUUCCGGGUUACAGAUGGUGGGAUGAGAGGGGUGCGAAAUUGAAAAGGGUCACUUUUGGGUUUGGGUUCCAUCCCAGUGCUAAAGAUUAUAAAUUGGUGAGGAUUGCUUAUUAUUCUUGUUUCGAUGCGAGGGUCGUUGUUCGGGCUGAGUUUUUCAGUGUGAGGACCGGUAAUUGGAGAGAAAUCGAUGCUGGGAAGGCCCGGUUUUUCGGUGAGGAGGUUGGUGCUGUUAUGCCAUAUGAGAUUUGUGGGUCUGUGAAUGGGGUUUUUUAUUGGGCUGCAUUGGUAUUGCCAUUGAAUACUGUGAUUAUCGUGUCGUUUGACAUGGAUGAUGAGGUUUUUGCGAAAAUAGCAACCCCACCUUGUUUCUCGGAGAUUUGGGAUCAAUGUAAUUGGAAACUCACGGAAUUAAACAAUAAACUUGCUCUGAUUAUAUAUCCUGAUGAUUAUUACACAUGCUUUGAUGUGUGGGUGUUGGAUGAAAAUAGGAGCUCUUGGACUAAGCAAUUUAAAGUUGGACCUUUUCCGGGUAUUGGAAGUCGUGUGGGAGGUGAGAAAAAUGUUGAAAUCAUGCUUGUAGGAUGUGCGAAAGAUGGUAAACUUAUAGUGGAAGAUCGUUCUGAAUCUGAUGUUUUGAAGCUCUUUUCGUAUGACCCCAAGAGCCAAGUAACCAAGAAUCUUCCUGCUGCUCACGUGGUGUAUCCAUAUGAAGUUUAUCUGUACAAAGAGAGCCUGCUUCCAGUGGGAAACAUUGAAGCCAUAGCACAGACUCAUGUAAAGCCACCUGCAAUGGCGGAUGCUAGCAGCUGGUAUGCAAAGCUUUUGCAUGCAACCGUGCGUUGGUUUCGCUAUAACAUAGUCUUUUGCAAGGCAGUUGCAUUCAUGACUGCUCUACUUUUCAGCAACAGCGUAGUCGACUACGGAGUGGUCAGAAUAUUGAUAUCAUACCUGGAAAAGAAUUGGAAGAAGGUAAAUCUGGCGAAAGUCGCAUCAGUAAUAAACGUCAAAGACGGGAUAUCAGCGGUGAUGAUGAUUGUAUUAGCCCAUAUUUCAGAUACCUGGACUGGUCGUUUUGUGAUGGUUGUGUGUUCUACUGCUGCCUAUGCUAUUGGAUUCUGGGUACUCUACGUCUCUGCCAUGUUCAAUUCUGCUAAUAAUGUAGUCCUCUGUUUCUACUUGGCCAUGGUACCCAUAGCUGCGGGCAGAGCAAUGCGAGGCCCUACUCUUUAUGCAUUUUUAGGUGACCAAAUAGGCCACCAAGAUGAGCCAAACCAAGACAAGAAACGAGUUCAAGCCCGUGUAAAAUUUUGGGUUCGCUUGAACAAGUUUUUGGGUGCCACUGUGGCUUUCUUUGUGUUUGGGCCCCUACUGUGGAAAGAGUCCUUUGAAAUCUCAGCAAUUGCAAUGACUAUUUCUGGGUUCUUGUUUUCAUGUGGUUUUCCAUUUUACUACCGCAAAAAACCAACUGGGAGCCCCAUAACAGAUGUAUAUUAUGUCAUUAAGGCUGCUAUUUGGAAACGAAAUCUAGACUACCCUGCUACUCCAAAACAGUUCUACCAUAAUGACAAGGGUGAAUUAGAACUUUCGCCUCAUGUUGCACUACUCAGGUGGUUAGAUAAAGCUGCCAUUGAAGAAACAUCCAACUCCUCCAUGAGUAGUCCAGAAGAACAAGAAAGCAGAGGAAUGCUCUGUCCAGCGGCACAAGUGACAAAAGUGAAGCUUCUUUUAACAAUGGCACCUAUGUGGGCUACUUUUUUCAACUAUUGUCUUGUGGUUGCAACAGGAAGUACUUUCUUUUUCCUACAAACUAGUAAUAUGGAUGGUCACAUCAAUCUUACAUAUUUUUCUAUAAUCCGUACGUUCUCAAGUUUCAUAGCAUCGUUUCUGUAUGAACUACUAGUCCUGAGGCUGUGUACUGAAAGACAGCAAAAGCAUGCUUGGAAAGUGAGGAUUGGUGUUGGAAUGUUUUGCUCUUUUCUAUCCUGCAUGGUUGCUCGAUUUGUUGAAAUUUACAGGUUGAAGCUGUACAAGGACAAUAUUGGGGAAAAAAUUAUUCCCAUGAGUGUCUUUUGGUUAACUCCACAGUUCUGCCUUUUGGGAUUCAUGGAAGGACUUUGUGAAGAUGGUCUUGUUGAUUUCUAUUGUCAACAAGUACCUGAAUCCAUGAAGGCCUACGGGCCACCAUUUAAUCGGUGGGUAUUGGGAAUGGGGAAUUUUGUAAGCAUAUUAUGGGUUUUAACAUUCAAGCCGUGGUUUGGUGACAACAUAAAUGACAGUCAAUUGGACAAUUACUAUGCAAUUCUAGCCAUAGUAAGUAUUGCGAACCUAUUUGUCUACGGCUUGGUCUCCAAUAUGCCAAUCUACAAUAUUGAUCAAGUUGCAGAGAAGGAUGUGCAAUUGCAGGAAAUCUUGGCAGACGGCAACAAAAGUCCUGUAUCCAAGUCCUUCAUUCCUCCGAGCCACCUUUCAAUUGCAACUUCAACGCAAAGAAUUACAGCUUCUACAUCCUUUCCAGAGCAUCAAUCUCGCAACACUGGGAUCGUGGUUCAGAAGAAGCUCAGUCAUCAAAAGACAAUGUGAAGUGUUUGCAGCGACGAAGCAAACUUCAAAACCACAAAACCAUGUUUUGUAUAUGUAAUGUUAUGAAUGCAUUUGUAUAAGAACCAGGAUUCAUACAAUCAGUUCUAAAUUUGUGUGAAAAAA